AGAUCAAGACUCAUAAGUCAUGAUUAAUCCUACAUGCAUUAUCCUCAACUAAUCGAACAAAAAUAUCAUAAAAUUAAUCUCAUCUAAUCCUUCAAAUCGAACAACAUAUAACGUGCAUUGGGGCCCUCGCAUUAUCCUUCCUUUCUCUAUAUAAACAGCAUCCUAACAUGCAAAUUUGCACCAUAUCAUUAUUACUACUUCUCAUACAGCUUAUCACUAUCUCUAUCAUCUCUCUCUCUCUCUCUCACACACACACUGCAAAUCACACACAGAAAUUAAGAGAGUUAUAUAUCAAUGGGGGCUGAGAUCGGCGUUGCAGAAAUGGAAGCAUUGAUGAGCAGAUCGGCGUUAGGAUUAGGAGGAAAAGGGGAGCUGCCAUUGUUGUCGUUAAACCAUGUCUCCUAUGUCUGCAAAUCUGUGGAGAAAUCUGUGGAAUUUUAUGUCAAAGUUCUCGGAUUUGUCCUCAUCCAAAGGCCCUCUUCCUUCAACUUUGAAGGCGCAUGGUUGUUCAACCAUGGGAUUGGAAUCCAUCUUCUAAAGUCAGAAAAUGUGACAAAAAAGAAAGACAAAAUAAACCCCAAAGACAACCACAUCUCAUUCCAAUGCACAGAUAUGAACCUAAUUAUUCAACAAUUGGAGGAAAUGAAGAUUGAAUUUGUGACGGCAGUUGUGAGAGAAGGUGGGAUCAUAGUUGAUCAAAUAUUCUUCCAUGAUCCAGAUGGUUACAUGAUUGAGAUUUGCAACUGCCAAAAUCUACCUGUGCUCCCUCUCACAUCAUGCCCUGUUAAGAAGAUGUCCACUCCCAAAAUCACCAUACCCAAAACCCCCUCCUUCUACGGAGGGAAGAAGCAAUGCAGUGGGGAAGUAGAGGCCAUGAUGAUUGAGAACCUAGCCAUGGACAUGAUGAACAUUUCCAUUUGACUUGAGGAAAUGUUUGUGCAAUCAAUUAUUAUUGGAUUUAAUGUCUUUUUUUUUUUUUGUGGAGAGUUGGUGACGCUGUAUUAUAAAUCCGCAGAUAUAAAUAUCAUAUUAAAUAUUGUAUUAUAGUAUUAUAUUAUAAUUCGAGCAAUUUGAGUGUGUUGUGAUUGCAAUGAACAUUGUUGUGAUUCGAAUAUGUACGACUCAUUCAUUAUAAAUCAAAUAAAGAGUUUCCACGCAUUGAUUAGUCCA
Messenger RNA from Salvia miltiorrhiza (redroot sage), 1170 nucleotides. RefSeq names its product glyoxylase I 4-like. Lineage: Eukaryota; Viridiplantae; Streptophyta; Magnoliopsida; Lamiales; Lamiaceae. Bases 295 to 921 code for a protein of 208 amino acids. The transcript has 3 exons. The record is from RefSeq and is a predicted model, not a curated record.